Penicillium subrubescens is the source of this 2580-nucleotide messenger RNA. RefSeq lists its product as uncharacterized. The transcript is spliced from 6 exons. The record is from RefSeq and is a predicted model, not a curated record. Bases 1 to 2580 code for a protein of 859 amino acids. NCBI's taxonomy places the organism in Eukaryota, Fungi, Ascomycota, Eurotiomycetes, Eurotiales, Aspergillaceae. Gene Ontology annotation, biological process: carbohydrate metabolic process.
AUGAGGGUUGGCAUUGAGCUUGUUUCGUGGCUGUCCCUGGGCGUUGGUGCCCUGGGAGCAGCGCAAAGCAAUGUCCCGUGGCCAGCAAUUCCUAAGCCUCAAAAAGCUACUUCUACCACGACUGCAGUGACCGUUUAUCCUAGUUCCAUUAAGAAGGGAUUGAGCAGUGAAUUUGCCAAUGAUAGUGCGGAGAAUGCAUUGGUAUUCCAGAGUGUUGGUGAAAUCUAUACCUUGGACUAUGGUAGUGAUGUGGCCGGAAAGCCAAUUUUCCAUGUUCAAGUUGCAGAAGGCAAUCCUCAGAUUGAGGUUAAAUACACCGAAGCUUACCCGGGUCUUUUGAAAGCUGAAGGCGACGGUCCAUUUGCGUUUGCCAACGCAUUGGCUGCUACUUUCCGAGUCGAGACAUUCAAUAUUACCAAGACUGGAGAUCUAUCAGGUUACUUUAUUCAAGGAUCCCAGCGGUGGCAGUCGAUCAAGUUGAUUAGCGGAAAGAAGUUAGUAAUCCAACGCGCUGGAUUUGUUUCCUCCGUUGACCAGAGCCCGCUGAGCUCUAUGCCUGGAUACUUCGCCUCAAGCAAUUCGACUUAUACUGAUAUCUGGGCACUCGGCCCACGGACCCAGCAACUGGUUUGCUACCCACCCAAUUCACAAACUUCUACUUGGGAGAUCACUUCGAAUGGCGCCUAUAUCCGUGGACAGAAGCCUGCUACCACGGCUCGCGUCGUCAAUCUGAGCAACUAUACGCUGUCAUUUGAGACGAUGAUCGAUCAUGGCGGUACUGGCUGGCGUGUUGAUACAGAGAUUGAUGCUAUCCAAGCUACUGGGCCUAUCUUCGUGCUCACUAGUGAAUACCCAACGGGCUCAUUUGCAAACAUCGACAAAUCCCUCCUCCCACCGAAUACCCUGGUUCUCGGCCGUGGCUGGUCUCUACAAAACCAAACCAGUCUGCCUGGUUAUGUCCUGGACAAAUUUCCUCUCACUUUCAACGUGACCGAGAAAACUUGGCACACGAUUCGCACCGUGUCCCCCGGUGACGACACUUACACGGUCUAUCUGGAUGAUCAGCGCAUUGCCCACUUCAACAUUAGCGCCUACGGUAUUGCCGACCCGAACCCUUACAUCCCCGGUGGUGUAUACAAGAGUUUCGCCUUUGGCCCCUGGCAAGAUCAGGCUGCCUACGUGUGCAACGUAAACGUCACUCUCAGUAAUGGGGAAAAUGUCUACAGCAACCCGAUGACUUCGCCCGAUGUCCUCACUGAGUACGGCGUCCAAACUAAUGCCCAAUACACCUGCUCCGACUCCGGCAAGCGUGAUCGUUUCUCCUGGCUGGGUGAUCGACUCAUCUCUGCUCGCACUGUCAUGGUUGGUUCGCAACAGGGUGAAUUCGUCUGGGGACCCGCCGAGGAAGCGUUCUCUCGACAGGUUGGCUCGGGUCAAAUCCCAAUUAACACGCUUUUCAGCCCCUUGGAUGCGGAGGGGGCUUUGAUUCGGACGACGAAUGUUGAUCCGUUGAUUGUGGAUUAUGAUUUCGAUUUUAUGCAGGUUAUUUAUGAUUAUUGGACUCGUUCCGGUAAUGGUACUUUCCUGGAGAAGGUUUGGCCGAGGAUGGUCAUGGCUACGAGCUAUGCCCUGUCGAGGUCUUUGGACCAGAAGACCCAGUUAUAUGGCGCUCCUUAUGGAAGUACUGGAACACGUAUGUCGGGUGAAAAGGGACAGGCUCUUGGACCGGCGAACACUGUCUCGAUGAUUAUUGGUCUGGAGCGUAUGUCUGAGAUGGCACGCUUCAUCGGUGAUGAUGGUGCUGCUGACUUCUACCAAGUGCAAGCACAGCUGUCACGAACUGCUAUUGAUACUUUGCUUUGGAAUGAGACUGCCGGAUACUAUGCCGCGACCCUGGGUGGGACUGGAUCUGACCUUAUGGAUAUCGCACAGGUUCUUCUCGCUGGAAUCGGCAGUGAGCAGCGCCAGGAGAGCUUUGUGGAGAAACUGUCCGCUCUGCGUGUCACAGCGGGUUAUAUCAAUGGUACCCGAUUCCUUGAUACCCCCGGCGUUGUGGAUCCCUAUUAUGAGAGCUUCUUGCUCGAGGGUCUCGCUUCGACGAAGCGCACCAAGUUGGCACAGGACUUGUUGGAUGCUACUUGGGCGCCGAUGGUGAAUCGCGAUCGCAACUACACAGGUGGAUACUGGGAGUACAUCAGCACCGACGGUACAUACCCCGGUCUCGACCUCUUCACCGGUAUGAGCCAUUUCUGGGGCAGUUAUCCCACCGUCUUCCUCAGCGAGUACGCGCUAGGCGUUCGACCCACAAAACCCGGCUACAACACCUUCCUCUUCGCUCCCCUGCCGGGUUUCAAGACAAAAUGGGUGCACGGCCGAGUCCCGACUCCUUCGGGCAUCAUCUACGCUGCGUGGGGAUACAACAAGCAAGGCAAAAUCGUGAUGGAAAUCACGGCACCGUCUGGACUCAGAGGAACACUCGUUCCUCCAUUUACGGGUAGUUACUCAGUUGGAAGUCAGAAGGGACAGUUGGGUAAUUAUACUAUUACCGGGGGUGCGACGGUCCUUAUUGUGCAGGAAUAG